Molecule: messenger RNA, 460 nt
Organism: Notechis scutatus (mainland tiger snake)
Lineage: Eukaryota; Metazoa; Chordata; Lepidosauria; Squamata; Elapidae
Source: RefSeq, a predicted model, not a curated record
GAGCUUGUCUCUCCAAGAAAUCGAUUAUGCAUUCUUUCUGAGACUGCACGUGGAGUUACAUUUAGAAGCCAGCGAAUGCUGGUAAAUGGGCAGAGAGCAAAGCCUCUGUUUUGUAAUUAUGGAACAAGGAGGUUCCUGCUUUGAGUCAGAACUUGAUUUUUGUCCUGAAUGUGGUACUGUCCUGCCCCUGCCAGGUAUCCAGGAUAAGGUGAUAUGUCCCUGUUGCUCUUUCAACAUUGAUGUGCAAGAUUUUGAAAAGAGAGUCAUCCAUACAUCUGUCACAUUCAACAAAAUAGAUUCCUCUUCUUUGACUGCAGAAGAAGGAAAAGAAGUUAAGGGUCCACUGAUUGACAGAAAAUGUCCUCGUUGUGGGCAUGAGGGCAUGGCUUACCAUACUCGACAGAUGAGAUCUGCAGAUGAAGGGCAGACAGUUUUCUACACCUGCAUCCAAUGCAAGUAA